Molecule: messenger RNA, 1932 nt
Organism: Spinacia oleracea (spinach)
Lineage: Eukaryota; Viridiplantae; Streptophyta; Magnoliopsida; Caryophyllales; Amaranthaceae
Product: serine hydroxymethyltransferase 3, chloroplastic
Exons: 11
Coding region: 115-1722 (535 amino acids)
Biological process (GO): tetrahydrofolate interconversion
Cellular component (GO): mitochondrion; cytoplasm
Molecular function (GO): glycine hydroxymethyltransferase activity; pyridoxal phosphate binding
Source: RefSeq, a predicted model, not a curated record
UUUUUAAACUCCAAAGCCACUCUACUCUGCCAUUUUUUUUGACAUUUCCAUUCCCUCAAACCUUAAAAGCUUUCCCUUUUCUAUCACCUCCAUUUUCUCUCUCCAGAAUCAAACAUGCAAGCUUGCACUGGAGCAGCAACCCCUAAAAUCAUGGGUUCAAUUCAAUACCCAUGUACCAAAAUCUCCAUUAAUCCUACUAAUUGCUCUCUAAAAGGGUCUAACAAUCUUAGUUUUACUGAUAAUUCAAUCAAAAUUUCAAAACCCAUCUCUCGAUUUUCUUUCGUUUCCAAUAGUUUGGUCACUGGUAGACCACCCUCGUCUGUCUCUGUUCCUGCUCCUGGUGUUCAAGAUGAUCUGAGCAGUUUUGAGGAUAAUGAGCUGAGUGAUGCUGAUCCAGAAGUGUAUAACAUUAUUGGCAAGGAAAAGGAUAGGCAGUUUAGAAGUCUGGAACUCAUUGCCUCUGAAAAUUUUACAUCUAAAGCCGUCAUGGAGGCUGUUGGUUCUUGUCUCACUAACAAAUAUUCCGAAGGAUUACCGGGUAAAAGGUAUUACGGAGGCAAUGAACACAUUGACGAGCUAGAAACCCUCUGUCAGCAAAGGGCUUUGGAAGCAUUUCACUUGGAUGGACAGAAGUGGGGUGUAAAUGUUCAACCUUUGUCUGGCUCUCCUGCUAAUUUUGAGGUUUACACUGCACUCUUAAAUCCACAUGAUCGUAUCAUGGGUUUAGAUUUACCUCAUGGAGGACAUUUGUCCCAUGGUUUCAUGACUCCUAAAAGACGAGUCUCAGGCACAUCAAUUUAUUUUGAAUCUAUGCCUUAUCGGCUUGAUGAAUCUACAGGUCUGAUCGAUUACGACAUGCUUGAGAAAACUGCUACUCUAUUUCGACCAAAACUCAUAAUUGCUGGUGCUAGUGCAUACCCUCGAGAUUUUGAUUAUCCUCGUAUGAGGAAGAUUGCAGAUGCUGUCGGUGCUUUUCUUAUGAUGGAUAUGGCACAUAUAAGUGGGCUUGUUGCUGCCUCUGUGGUUGGUAACCCAUUUGAGUACUGUGAUGUAGUGACAACAACAACUCACAAGUCUCUACGAGGUCCUAGAGGUGGAAUGAUCUUCUACAAGAAGGAUACCAUUUUCGGUGUUGAUUUAGAAUCUGCCAUUAAUAAUGCAGUCUUUCCUGGCUUACAGGGUGGCCCACAUAACCACACUAUAGGAGGACUAGCUGUUUGCCUGAAGUAUGCCCAGUCUCCAGAGUUUAAGGCAUACCAAAACAAUGUGGUCUCAAACUGCAGAGCUCUUGCAAGCCGAUUGGUUGAAUUGGGUUACAAACUAGUCUCUGGUGGGAGCGAUAACCACCUUGUUCUAGUUGACUUAAGGCCAUUGGGAACUGAUGGUGCUCGGGUUGAGAAAAUUCUUGACAUGGCUUCUAUCACACUAAAUAAGAACUCUGUUCCUGGUGAUAAGAGUGCCCUAGUACCUGGUGGUAUACGUAUUGGGGCACCUGCCAUGACAACUAGAGGUUUCAAAGAGAGUGAGUUUGUUGCUACAGCCGACUUUAUUCACGAGGGAGUCCAACUAACUCUCGAAGCAAACAAGUUAAUUCCCAAAACAAAACUCCAAGAAUUCUUGAAGUUUGUGGCGUCUCCUGACUUCCCGUUGAGAGAUCGUUUAUUAGACCUUCAAAGGAGAGUUGAAGUUCUAACCACCCAGUUCCCGUUGCCCGGGUUGUAAGAUGCAACUUUCUCAAGGAUAUACCCAAAUGAAAUGAACCACAUUAAGAGAAAACCAUUGAUGCUUGUGGUGAUUAGUUUGGUCAGGUUCAUCUGAUGUUGAAUAACAUGAACCUCUGACAAGUACUUGUACGCAACUGUAUACAUAUUCGGCGCAAAACACAGCUAUUAUUUUUGCGUUGUCCUUAAUUGAGAACAGUCAUUUUGAUUA